UGCAGAAGAGAUUACGUCGCAUUCUGGAAAGAGUUGGAAAUGGAAGAUGGAUGAUCCUCUUGACAUUGUAAAUGCCGCAAUUGAUCAGCACACUAAGAUGUUUAAGCAAAUGAAAGGUGUACCAGGAGUAAAGCCAGAAAAACUAGAAGAGGGUCUAUCACCUAGACAUUGUGCAUUAUCUCUUGUUGGUGAACCAAUAAUGUACCCUGAGAUAAAUGCUCUGGUUGAUGAGCUACACCGCAGACACAUAUCUACAUUUCUGGUUACAAAUGCUCAAUUUCCUGAAAAGAUUAAGACGUUGAAACCAAUUACUCAGCUAUAUGUCAGUGUGGAUGCAGCUACAAAGGAAAGUUUGAAGGCUGUUGACAGGCCACUGUUUUCAGACUUCUGGGAGCGUUUCCUGGAUUCGCUCAAGUCCCUGAAUGAGAAAGAUCAACGAACAGUUUACCGACUGACACUGGUUAAAGGCUGGAAUGCAGAAGAGAUUGAUUCAUAUGCAAAAUUGCUAAACCUCGGCCAACCUGAUUUCAUUGAAAUCAAGGGUGUAACAAACUGUGACUCGUCAGCGACUUCAAAGUUGACAAUGGAAAAUGUACCCUGGCACUCUGAUGUAAAAACAAUUUCUGAGGUUUUGGCAUCAAAAAGCGGCGGUGUGCACGAACUAGCAUGUGAGCAUGCUCAUUCAUGCUGUGUCCUACUCGCGAAGGUGGAUAAGUUCAAGAUAAACGGCAAAUGGCAUACAUGGAUAGAUUGUGACCGAUUCCAUGAACUGGUGACAUCUGGAAAGCCUUUCAAGAGCCAAGAUUACAUGGCCAUGACGCCUUCAUGGGCCAUCUAUGGUGCCGACGAAGGUGGCUUCGAUCCAGAUCAAUCUCGUUACAAGAAGGAAAGGCGCCAUGGAGCUGCAGCCCAGAAAAAUUAAUCUCCCAGCUAUCUAGGUACUAGAUCAAUC
This is a messenger RNA of Phragmites australis (common reed), 952 nucleotides long. Its product is annotated as S-adenosyl-L-methionine-dependent tRNA 4-demethylwyosine synthase. Gene Ontology annotation, molecular function: catalytic activity; 4 iron, 4 sulfur cluster binding. Gene Ontology annotation, biological process: wybutosine biosynthetic process. The record is from RefSeq and is a predicted model, not a curated record. Bases 47 to 922 code for a protein of 291 amino acids. The transcript has 6 exons. Lineage: Eukaryota; Viridiplantae; Streptophyta; Magnoliopsida; Poales; Poaceae.